GACGUAUCAAACGGAAGAUUUACCCGGAUAGAACCUUAAGUAAUAUCAACCAGAUGCAAGAUGGUACUGAGAGAUGCCGGAUCCGUUGGGCAGUCGAUGUCGAGGCCGAAAUGGAACAUGGUCGCUUCCAUCAGUAUUUGCGUUUGCUCCCCGCAAACGACCAAGAGCAGGUUCUCCGCUUUCUUCAGCCCAUUGACCAGCAACGUGCACUAGCCAGUCGCCUCCUGCAGCGGUGCUCCGUGUGCCAUGCGCUAGGGGUGCCUUGGAGCGCAGUCACCCUGUCCCUCACAAAGGGCCGCAAGCCCUUUACCACUAAC
Astrephomene gubernaculifera is the source of this 317-nucleotide messenger RNA. NCBI's taxonomy places the organism in Eukaryota, Viridiplantae, Chlorophyta, Chlorophyceae, Chlamydomonadales, Astrephomenaceae. The record is from the annotation of a GenBank genome assembly.